AUGAAUCUAACUUUACUGAUUUUGUUUUCCAUCUUUGGAAUUUCUGCAUGUUCUUCAAACAUUGAGCACCAGCUGUUUGAGAACUACAGCUCCAUGAUAAAACCAAGAAAGAAUAAAAGUGAAUCCGUGCAUGUAAGUUUCUAUUUUUCUAUAAAUUCCGUUCAUGAGGUUGAAGAACGUUUGCAAUAUAUAUCAUUUUUUGGUUGGUGCAAUGUUCAGUGGUACGACGAAUUCCUCACUUGGAAUGAGACUCAACAUUCCGGACUAAAAAUGAUAUCAGUUCCAUAUCAAAAUGUUUGGACUCCAGAUAUUUCCAUGUGGUAUACUGAAGAAAAUGUUCAUGGCUUGGAACCUCAUCCAUAUGUAACUGUGAAUUCUAAUGGUCAUGUGAUAUGGUAUCCUGGCGGGAAAAUUAUACUUUCAUGUGACAUCAAAGUUUCGAGAUUCCCCUUUGAUGAGCAGUGCUGUAAAAUUAUUGUUGGUGCUUGGCAAAUAACUGACUGGGUUCAAAAACUAGUUCCAAAGUCAAGGACAUCCGAUGAUGCAAAUAUCAUUUCUCAGAAUGGAGAAUGGAUAUUUAUGAAAUUUACCUUUACUGAAGUAUACAAUGCAGAAUUUCAUUUAACAACAGUGGUAUACGAACUUCAUUUCAAAAGGAGAUAUCUUUACAUCAUAUUAACUAUAUUCAUUCCCAUAAUAAUACUAGCUGUUCUGAACUCACUGACAUUCUUUGUUCCAGUCCAUUCAGGGGAGAGAAUUACCUAUAGCCUAACGCUUUUUCUGACCUUUACUGUAUUUCUGACCUUAUUCGAGGAAACGAUGCCAAGAAAUUCUACCGAUGUACCAUACCUCACGAUAUACGUAGGAUUCCAUUUACUCCUUUGCGUAAUAAGUACAAUCAUAUCCGUUUUAUUGAAACCUUUCAAAAAACCAAUUAUUCAUCAUGAUCAAUCCCCAAACACUGAAAAACGAACAAAGAAACACGAAAUUAAGAAUGAAAAGAGUUAUAUCAAUGAUAAAUCUUUGGAGAUCAAACCACAUGAUGAAGUGGAAGGGAGAUGUCAUUGUGGAUGUCCUAAGGUUAUAUCUUAUGAACAGAUUGACUCAUUUAUGAUUUUGUUUAAUAUCAGUGUAUUCAUUUCUUCAACGGUAAUAUUAUUCAUGUUUUAUUACAUUUGA
This is a messenger RNA of Saccostrea echinata, 1179 nucleotides long. RefSeq names its product neuronal acetylcholine receptor subunit alpha-7-like. Gene Ontology annotation, cellular component: neuron projection; synapse; membrane. The transcript has a single exon. Gene Ontology annotation, molecular function: neurotransmitter receptor activity; transmembrane signaling receptor activity; extracellular ligand-gated monoatomic ion channel activity. The coding region runs from base 1 to 1179 and encodes 392 amino acids. The record is from RefSeq and is a predicted model, not a curated record. Gene Ontology annotation, biological process: chemical synaptic transmission; signal transduction; monoatomic ion transmembrane transport. Lineage: Eukaryota; Metazoa; Mollusca; Bivalvia; Ostreida; Ostreidae.